Pecten maximus is the source of this 1291-nucleotide messenger RNA. Its product is annotated as solute carrier family 25 member 35-like. The coding region runs from base 297 to 1220 and encodes 307 amino acids. Lineage: Eukaryota; Metazoa; Mollusca; Bivalvia; Pectinida; Pectinidae. The transcript is spliced from 4 exons. The record is from RefSeq and is a predicted model, not a curated record.
ACUGCAUUCUUUAAGAGCCGAAGGGUUUAGAGUAGCUACCAACCAAAAUGUAAGUAAUCGAUGUCUUAAAAGAAUUGGCGUUGAAAGUCGGACAGUCGCAAAGAUGGAUAAGCGCCUGAGGGUUGCACAGCAUGCAGGUAGACCAGUUGAAAGAAAAAGACUCGAGAAAUUUUAAUGGGCGCAUCAUGCUGAAUGCAGAGAAGAGUUUAUUAAUCAAGAUUAAUGUUUUACAAUUCACGCAAAUGUCAAAACAUACAGCAGUGUUUUUAUAGUGUACAUAUACUUUUUAAGUCAGCAUGGCUCAAAUAGAGGAGUUUGUCAUAGGCGCCUUAAGCACAAGCUGUGCUGGAUUUUUCACAAAUCCCUUGGAAGUAGUUAAGACACGCAUGCAACUUCAGGGAGAACUCCAAGCACAGGGGAAUUACACUGUCCACUACCGCAACGCCUUACAUGCGUUUUACACCAUCGCUAAAAAGGAUGGAUUCAUCAAGCUUCAGAAUGGCCUUGUUCCUGCUGUUUGGUAUCAAAUGACUAUGAAUGGAUUUCGUCUUGGUACAUAUCAGGUGUUCGUAAACUACGGACUGACCAAAGAUAAAAAUGGAGAUGUGGUCAUUUACAAAAGUCUUGUAGCUGGUGCUUUGGGAGGAAGUGUUGGAGCUUGUAUAGGAAGUCCGUUCUACAUGGUGAAAACGCAUCUCCAGUCCAAAUCGGUACAACAGAUAGCGGUGGGAUACCAACACGACCACCAGAGUAUGAGAGGAGCGUUCCGCAGUGUAUACAGUGAAAGUGGAAUUCUGGGACUGUGGAGGGGUGUGGUGGCAGCCAUGAGUAGAGUCACAGUCGGAUCGGCUGUACAGCUCACUACCUUCUUCAAAAUCAAAGAGGCUAUUGUGAAAAAGAAGGUAUUUGCGGAAGAAAGUGCCUUAGUUUCGCUGUGUGCCAGUACAACGAGUGGUGUAGUAGUGACGUUGUUUAUGACGCCGUUUGAUGUCGUGUCCACUCGGAUUUACAAUCAGGGCCUUGAUGCUCAGGGGAACGGCCUACUCUACAAAGGAGUAGCGGACUGUUAUGUAAAGAUCUUCCGGCAGGAGGGACUCUGGGGUUUCUAUAAAGGCUGGGGACCCUCCUUCCUCCGUCUAGUUCCACAUGCAAUGCUCAGUCUUACGUUUUGGGACCAGUUGAGGGAUUUUUACGGCAGAUUUAAAUCGAGAAAUGUAUGAUAUUUGAUAAAGUUUUUAGUCUUACUAUCAGUACCAGCUGAGGGAUUUUUACGGCAGAUUUAAAUCAGGAA